UGUGCGUCACACGUACGUCGACGCUGAUAGGAAUUGGGUGUAUGCUACGUUCCCUAGCGCUCCCGCCGUCGACAUUUUACCGGCUCUUCGAACUAGAAUCUUCCAUCGGAGGUCCCAGACUGUAGAAAUCAUGAAAAUCUGGACGUCAGAACACAUUUUUAACCACCCAUGGGAGACAGUAACUAAGGCUGCAAUGCAGAAGUACCCCAAUCCCAUGAACCCUAGCGUGUUUGGAGUGGACGUGCUGGACCGGCAGGUGGAUGCAGAGGGCCGUCUUCACAGCAGCCGACUACUCAGUGCAGAAUGGGGACUUCCCUCAAUUGUCAAGUCUCUUAUCGGGACCACAAGAACAUGCACAUACAUCCAGGAACAUUCAGUGGUGGAUCCCAAGGAGAAGCUGUUUGAACUGAAAUCCUCAAAUCUCACAUUUACCAAUAUGGUCUCUGUUGAUGAGAGGCUUGUAUACAGACCGCACCCUCAGGAUCCAGAGAAAACGGUAUUGACUCAAGAGGCUCUCAUCACUGUCAAGGGAGUGAGCUUGAGUAGCUAUUUGGAGGGACUCAUGGCCAGCACAAUCUCAACAAAUGCUGGGAAGGGUCGAGAGGCAAUGGAGUGGGUCAUUCGACGCCUGAACACAGAGAUCGGGGAGUUGGCAGCUACAGCACGUGGUACCAUUCGGACACCGAUGGCAGCUGCGGUUGCAGAAGAAUAAUAAUCCUUGUUCAAGACUUCCCUGAUUUCACUGCAAAGAGAAGCGCUCCCUCUGCGUCUUCUAGGUUGAUUCUCCAAUCACAGGAAAUGUGUCUCCUAGUGAGCAUCUACUGUCUAUACUAGACAGACUGGGUUGAUACAGAGGGCGAAUCAUUAUUAUGAGGCAGAAAUAUUCUGACUUUGCACUGGAAAUGGUCAUAGUGAGAAAAGUGGCUUAAUUUCUUUGUACAGACUUGAAAGGAAAUGGGCAACAGCCUGAAAUAAAAAGGUGUUGAAAACUGACUGGUGACAUUAGUCUUGAAAUAUGGGUGGGUUGUUCAUUGGGCUUUCUGUAUAGGAUUAAAUUAAUGAAAGGGGUGUGGUUUGGGGGAAAAACCUGACAUGCAGAUAAUAAUUCAUUAGUCAAAAUCCAGUUUCUUUCAGUAGUUUCAAUAAAUAUUGGGUAUACCACCUCAUUGAGCCGCCUUUCUCAGUGUUUGUUUUCAGUGCAGUGUCUUCAGCUAUAAAGGCCACAGUGGGCAGCACUUGCUUGGUUAUCAUAGCAAGUAUUUUCACACUUGAAAUGUCAAGUACUGUACAUUUAUAUUGAUAUUCUUGAGUAUUAGUACUAUUAUCUUGUUACGAACAUAAAAAUGGAAUGAAGGGAACAUGAUACUUCAUGUUUUUGUUGUUUUCUUUUGGUGUAAAUGAGAGGACCAUGAUAAAUACAAUAUGUGUUAGAAUAGUACACAAAGUUCGAUUUCUGAUACUUUGUGUUUCAUUGCGGUAGAACGGUUUAGAAAUAUGUUUGAAAUUCUCUGGUAUCAGGUUCUGGCUUUCGGAACCCCCCCCCAGUUGGAAGAGGACCAGGUUCCCUUGUAAUUUCGAGUUAGUCCUCUGGUAAAGUACAGAUACUACAUGCUUCUUUUGAUGUGCUUUUGAGUCCUUCUUACGUUUUUAUCCUGUUGAAGGAAAAACUUCUGAUGCAGCCUUGAUUACUGAUGAAAUUAGUAACUGACACUUGUUCAAGAUUGUAUUUAAGGAGACUUGCAUUUUGUAUGCUCUUCUUCUACUAUAAUGAGAAUCUAGGAAAUUAUUGAUGAAUAUUGUUUUUAGUUUUUUUCCAGUUUGGAUGCUGCAACUAAACCCUUUAGCUUUGGUUUUAUUUUUUUAAAGAGUGGAUUCUUGCCUCAGUACCUAAUUUUCUUAAUCUGCAGCAGGUAUUUAUGAAUAUGUACAGUAAUACAUAUUUUCUACAGCUGUGCUAAGAUAAAACACUGAUACGCACAAUCUGACUUACAAAUAAAGUAGAAGAUGGGUACGGACUGUUAAUACCUAAAGUACAGUCAUAGUGAAGAGGUGUUCUGAAGAUGUAUGUUGCUUUGGAGAAAAGCAUCUACUAAAUGAAUAAAUGUAAAUGUGUUGGGAGGGAACAUACAGCUUUGUUGAAAGUAAAGUCAACUAACAGGUUUGUUUUCUGCUCCUUUGAUAUGCAAAGUAUUUAUUUAUUUAUAUAACUGGUGACUGUGGUCUGUCAAUAGUAACAAAGAACGCAGCUCAGAUAUUUAGUACAGAUUCUUUUUGGUUCUAACGUUUGUAGAUGGGGGAAAUACAUGUAUAGUACAUGUAUAAAGCUUGACAGUUCAUUGCACCUUUUAAAAUGUUUUAUGUUUUAGUACUUUGUCCUGUUUAAAGUUCCACGCUCCUUAACUAGCUUUAAGAUUGAACUGAUUGAGUUUUUCCCGAUCAAUAGUCCAAAUGUAGUUUGGAUGAGGGUGCCAUUUUCAAAAUAUUUAAAGUCAUAAUCCUCAAAGUCUCCUCAGACUGUUAUUAGAUUCACCCCCUAUUUCAGCCUUUAGGAAAGCAGCAUUUGUGGACUGACUAGCUAACUCUAACACACUGUUUGAAAGUUUAUUUUCUUACAUGAGUGCGUUUUUGAAAUGUGGAGCAAACAUGACUCUUUGACUCCUCUGUUGGGUUCUAUUUCAACUGUUUAUUCCUUCUUGUGUAAGGGAGCAGUUUGGCCUGCAGAUUUUAUACUGGAAUGUAAUGUGUAGAGUGGUGCCAAAGUUGCUUUUACCUGUUGUGGUGUUUUCGGAAGACGUGUUGGUUUACUACUUCCAUUGAUGUGGUGCUUGGGGCGCCAUGUAUGUCAAUGUCGGCAUCACUUACAGGCAAUGUUAAAAUAAAGUUUUACAGCCA
Scleropages formosus (Asian bonytongue) is the source of this 2892-nucleotide messenger RNA. It is a transcript of the gene prelid3b, whose product is annotated as PRELI domain containing 3. Gene Ontology annotation, cellular component: mitochondrial intermembrane space. The transcript has 6 exons. Lineage: Eukaryota; Metazoa; Chordata; Actinopteri; Osteoglossiformes; Osteoglossidae. The record is from RefSeq and is a predicted model, not a curated record. Bases 131 to 712 code for a protein of 193 amino acids.